AUGGCAACAACAUUCGCCUUAGGUUCCGAUGCUUAUGGCAAAGCUCGUACGUCAGUAAAUGCCCUCAUAAGUCACCAAAGAUCUGAAGGCCGACCAACUGCAGCAAUUUAUCUUACAAUCAAUGUUAAUAUCAAGUUGGCCAAAUCUAAAGACUACAGACCUCGAGUAAUUCCCCUUUCACACAAGCUCGAUAAGAUAUCUAACAAAACCGUCUUAUUCAUUUCAAAAGAUCCAGCAAGCCACUAUAGAGAUAUAUUGACAGCUAAAGACUCUCCUACUGAAGACGCAUUUAAGGAAAUUAUAUCUUUGAAGAAACUCAAACUGAAGUCGAAAUCACCAAAGACGUUGAUAAAAUUGUACAAGGAGAACGAUAUAAUAGUAGCGGACAAUAGGGUCCACAAAUUUCUACCAGAUGUGUUGGGAACCACUUUCUACGCAAGGAAAAAGAAAGUUCCCUUUAUGCUUCAAAUGGCAAAGCCUGACCCAUCGGCCAAACUAAGAAGAACUCAACAAAAUAAACUCAAAGAUGAUAGAUGUGAUGCGGAAUAUGUUUAUAAACAGCUCAAGUCUAUUGUGGGAAAUACUUCAUUUGUGCCCACGAUCAACGUUGGUGAUGUGAUCUCACUCAAGAUUGGGUAUGCAAAUUGGGUCGUCGACGAUUUGAUUGAAAACAUCAAUGAUAUUGUGAAGUACCUAACAAAUGAAGAAAAUAGAGCCGCUAUUGGGGCAGCAAUAAAUUUGGAAAACUUGGUGAGUGUGAAUGUCCGAGGAGAGGGUAGUAUAAGUCUACCCGUCUCGGAGAGAUCUAAGGAAACAGGUCAGAAAGAAGAUGACGACAGUGAUUUUGAUUUUUGA
Lodderomyces parapsilosis is the source of this 855-nucleotide messenger RNA. RefSeq lists its product as uncharacterized. The record is from RefSeq and is a predicted model, not a curated record. Bases 1 to 855 code for a protein of 284 amino acids. NCBI's taxonomy places the organism in Eukaryota, Fungi, Ascomycota, Pichiomycetes, Serinales, Debaryomycetaceae. The transcript has a single exon.